GAACUUGAGAGCAUCCGCAGUAGAGCAGCUGCAGAGAGUUAAAAGCAAAAAAGAUGCAGCUGAAAACGGUAGCGCCUGGCUUGGGGUAAAUUCUCUGGUUUGGAUGAGCGGUUGGGAAGGCGAAACAAGUCAAGUCAAACUUUAGAAAAGAUUGUGGACCGUGCGCCAUCCAGUGGAAAUUAAAUUCGGUUGGUCUCCGUGAUUGGAGCCCGGGGUCCAGCUGGAACUUAAACUGACUUCAGAUAUUGUUUGCAUUUGGAUCGUACAGAGCCUACAAACUUCUAAAGCUGAGAAGACAGAAAAUGAUGUCUUUGGACAAUUUUGACAGGACAGUCCGGAGCCCAGUUGUUCCAUAUGCUGGAACCUUAAUGGAUGGUCUUUCACCUGGAGAUCUUGUAAUAAUACAUGGAUUUGUUCCUGAAGAUUCAGAGAGGUUCCAGGUGGACUUUCAGUGUGGUAACAGUGCAAAACCUCGUGCCGAUGUAGCCUUUCAUUUCAACCCUCGGUUCAAAAGAUCCGGUUGCCUAAUUUGCAAUACCUUACAGAAAGAAAAAUGGGGCACAGAAGAGAUUACUUAUGAGAUGCCUUUCGAAAAAACAAAACCUUUUGAGAUAGUUUUUAUGGUUCGCCAUGAUAAAUUCCAGGUGUCAGUUAAUAGAAAGCAUGUGUUGCUGUAUAAACAUAAGAUUAAUUUGGAAAAAAUUGACACUCUUGCAAUAUCAGGAAAAGUGAAAGUUACGUUGAUUGGAUUUGUUUCCAACAAGGAAGAUGUACCUGAUAGCUCACAGUUUGUAAUUCCUUAUUCAGCGAAACUUAAUUAUUCUGUUGAGCCUGGACGAACAAUUGCUGUUAAAGGAGAAGUUAAAGAAAAAGCAAAUGGCUUUGCAAUUAAUCUUAAACCGAGUGAGUCAAGCGAUAUUGCUCUUCAUUUGAAUCCCCGAAUAAAAGACAAUGUUUUUGUGAGAAAUUCUUAUCUGUUCGAUAGCUGGGGAGAAGAGGAAAGAUCUAUUGCUCAUUUUCCUUUCAGGCCAGGAAUGUACUUUGAGCUACUAAUUUUCUGCAAAGAUCAUCAAUAUGAUGUUGCUAUCAAUGGCGUGCAUAUUCUAGAGUACAAACAUCGAUUUAAGCAGCUUGACAAGAUCCGUAUAUUGGAAGUCUUCGGGGAUGUUCAACUACUAGAUGUAAGAUGUUGGUAGUUGUGCAGUACCUGUGUUUUAUUAAUUGCUUGCCAGAGAAUCAUCUUGAUAUAACUGACAUUGUACCUAAAUGUAAAUGGCAGUUGCAAUCCGGAAAGAAACUCCAUUGAACUCAAUAAGGACUGCCUCAUCAGUGUUCAGUAAAAUUAGCAGGCUUCUGCAUAUUUCUGUGCAAUAUAUACCAUGUUUACAUUAAGAUUGUUUACCUAGGCAACAGUUUUUGUAUCUCAAUCUACUGCCUAGCAUUGUUAAAAAUCUAUAUAAUUAUAAUUUUCUGCUGAGGUUUAUAGAGAAUAUAUGAAUUUCCAAACUAUAAUUAAAAUUCCGAAAGUGCAAAGCAAUGUGGAA
Thamnophis sirtalis is the source of this 1544-nucleotide messenger RNA. NCBI's taxonomy places the organism in Eukaryota, Metazoa, Chordata, Lepidosauria, Squamata, Natricidae. The record is from RefSeq and is a predicted model, not a curated record.